AUGGCUCCCAAUAUUCAGACAGCUACUCGAGCAGUUGACGAUGCUCUUGCUGCCUGCAAUCAUGCCAUGAGAUGUUCUGUUUCUCAAUCUUUGAAGAACAACACCCCGGGUGAAGUCGUAUUUGCUCGUGAUAUGUUGCUCAAGAUUCCUGUGAUUGUCGAUCUUUUGAGUAUACAGGAAAAACGACAAUUGCUUAUCAACGAAAAUCUAAGAAGACAAAAUGCAAAACGAAAGGAGUUUGAUUACGUUGUUGGUGGUGAAGUUUUAAUCAAGAACUUCAAUCCAAAUAAAUUGGAUCCUAAGAUGGAAGGUCCGCAUCAAAUCACUCGUGUGUUUACUAACGGAACUGUUGAAAUUUGCAGAAAUCAUCAAGUCUUUGAGAGACUGAAUAUACGGCGUCUCGUGCCGUUUUGUCAAGUCUAG
Messenger RNA from Cylindrotheca closterium, 423 nucleotides. The record is from the annotation of a GenBank genome assembly. NCBI's taxonomy places the organism in Eukaryota, Bacillariophyta, Bacillariophyceae, Bacillariales, Bacillariaceae.